AUGCUAAUCUGUCUGACAUGCUACCAUAAAAACCAAAAAAAUUCUCUCGUAUCCAUGACUUUUCACAUUCUAAUAGUACUAUUGAGCUUUCUCGUCGCCGUUUUUGGCUUCGAGGCUACUCCUCGCAAAAGUAUCGAUUCUAUCAGAACCAAACCCACCAACUGCACUUCUCUUCGUGCCAUUGAUUUUGAUCCAAAAACAAUCUUUUUGUGCACGGAGACCAAUUCAACACUUCUCCACCACAGUCUACUUGAUACAGCUUCCAGAGUGGGUGGAAAUCUUGUUCCUUCGAAUCACGACGUUCAGCUCCAAGAGCUCGGAAUUAGUGCCGAUUCCAAUACUUGGCUCGAAGCUUCCAAUGGAUACUACUAUGGUAAUUUGGAGCCCAUGGUUCCGUUGAGCGGGUGUCUUGAUAGUAGUCAUGGCGCUGGAGGCUCAUUGGCUGGAGAAUUUUCAAUCAAUUUGGGUACAACUUCUUCAUUGGAUUUACCGUUUCUUUGGGCAUCGGGUUUCCAGCCGUCGCUCGUUGGAGGAGUUACAAACGACAUAGAUACCUCGUUUACCAUCGCCAGGCAGUUUCUGUGUUUAGUCCCAGCCAAUUCUACAGGCCAGAUCUUCUACAGGCCGUUCCGGAUCGAAGUUGCAAAACCGCGGAUUCGUCCAUGGACCGUUAUUAAGGGACUUCGGUCUAAAAUCCUCCAAGGAAACUGGUUGCAACUACAAAAGGCAUCCUUCUACUCGGCAGCCACUCCCCCACAGUUUUUGUGUGUUACAGACCCCAAAGAACUCAAGUGCUAA
This is a messenger RNA of Meyerozyma guilliermondii ATCC 6260, 798 nucleotides long. RefSeq lists its product as uncharacterized. The transcript has a single exon. Bases 1 to 798 code for a protein of 265 amino acids. The record is from RefSeq and is a predicted model, not a curated record. Lineage: Eukaryota; Fungi; Ascomycota; Pichiomycetes; Serinales; Debaryomycetaceae.